AUGAAAUAGUCUUAAUCAGUAAAAGGAAAAAACUUAAAAAGCUAAUCUUAACAGGGAUUAGCCAAAAAUUAAUCUCCAGAAAAAAGAGUCAAGUAGUAAAAUAGCGUUAACCCAUAGUUUUAGUAGCAGCAGUUAUAGUAGUAGCAACAAUUAUAAUAUAACUUGCAGUAAUAGCAAUAGCAAUUAUAGUAAUAAUUGUCUUAGUAAUAAAUGAAUCCUUAAUAGCAAAUUAUUCAAAGCCAGAUAAAUGGCUAGCCAAAUCCUUAUGAAGCUCCUUCUACACACUACUCUUUUAAGUCAAAUAACAAUACAAAUACUAAUAUCAGCUAUGAAGAAUAUACGGGAGGUGAAAGUGUUAAAGUAGCAUUAAGAGUAAGGCCCAUGAAUAACUUAGAAAGGUCUCGAGGCGAUGAAUAUUGUGUAAAGUGCAGUGGAGAUUCAAUUUAAUUAAAUUUAAAGGGAUAAUAGAAAAAUUAUAAAUUUAACUAUGUUUUAGAUGAAAAUACAUCACAAAGUGAAUGCUUUUUGAAUUGCAAUGUUGGAGAAUUGCUUGAAAGCGCAUUAGAUGGAUAUUCUGCAACAAUUUUUGCUUAUGGACAAACAGGAUCAGGAAAAACAUACACAAUGGCUGGUGUUGAAGAAAAAUUAGGAAGAGAAGUUUAUAUAUCUGAUGAAACAGAAGGUAUUAUCCCAAGAGCUGUCAGAUAUUUGUGGUAGGCAAUGGCAUAGAGAGAAGAAUAAUUUUAUGUAAAAGCAAGUUUUACUGAAAUUUAUAAUGAAUAAAUUAGAGAUUUGCUUAAUCCUGCAUCGGGAAUCCUUCAUUGUCGUUGGAAUGUUAAAAAUGGUUUUUUCGUUGAGGAUUUAAUGAUUGUAGAGUGUACUAAUGUUGAUGAUAUGAUUGCUGUGCUUCAUGAAGGAAUGAAAAAUAGAAAAACAGGUGCUCAUGAACUUAACAAAGAUUCUAGUAGAUCUCAUUCUAUUUUAACAGUUUAUCUUAUUUCUGAAUUAGUCAGUGGAGAAUAAACUAUGAAGCGUUAUGGUAAACUUUCUUUUGUUGACUUAGCAGGAAGUGAAAGACUUAAAGAGUCUAAAUCACAUGGAGAUAUGAUUAAAGAAACAGGAAAUAUCAAUAAAUCAUUAUUCACUUUAGGCAAAGUUAUCUAAUCAUUAUCAGAUAAGAAAGCUAAAAUGCCUUAUGUUCCUUAUAGAGAUUCUAAACUAACCAUGCUUUUGAUGGAUAGUUUGGGAGGUACUGCUAAGGCACUUAUGAUUGCAUGUAUUUCACCGUCAGGAGUUUAUUAUGAUGAAACAUUAUCUACAAUGAAUUACGCUGCUCGUACAAUGAAUAUAAAAAAUAAGCCUGUAGUUUAAAUGGAUCAAAAAGAUUAAAUUAUUUACAAUCUAUAAAGAGAAAUAGAUUUGUUAAGAAUGGAAAAUAAAUAUCUUAGAGAAUAGCUUCAACGUGUAAGUAAUGGUUUACCAAUAGAAGUACCUGAUUUUUUGAGUCCCUCACAAAAACCUAAAAACUUACCUCCUUUAACAAAGAAUCCUAAAAUGUCUACAUCAAGACCAAUAUCUAACGAUGGUUAGCAAAUGGAAAUACCAAUUAAUAAAAUUGUGUAGGAGUAUUAGUUCGAAUUAAAUAGAAUUAAAAAUGAAAAUGAAGAACUUCGCAAUGCAAGGGAAGUUGCUGAAAAAAAUUAUCAUGUUGUAAUGAACAAUAAUAAUGCUUUACAAAUUAAAUUAGAGAACAUAGAGAGAGUUUUCAUUGGUAACCCAGCAAAUAAGGGUGAUAUAAAUAAAGAAAAGAUGAGCGAAGAAUACAUGGCCUCUGCUUUGAUGUUAGAAAAUACAGAACUUAAAAAGAGGAUUACAGAAUUAGAAUAAAAAAACAUAGAAUUAUCUAGCAUAAUUAAAAAGAACCUUAAUGGAGCUACAAACUCCUCACCAGAAGAUUUAUGGGAAAUGAUGCAAAUAAAAUAAUAAAAUCAAUAGCUUCAAUAAAGAGUUGAGUUUCUAUAAGCUAGAGAAAAGGAUUUACUUAAUGAUUUGAUGAGAUUAUAAAAAGAAUCUAACCGUAAAUAUUGA
Messenger RNA from Tetrahymena thermophila SB210, 2088 nucleotides. RefSeq names its product kinesin motor catalytic domain protein. NCBI's taxonomy places the organism in Eukaryota, Ciliophora, Oligohymenophorea, Hymenostomatida, Tetrahymenidae. The transcript is spliced from 10 exons. The record is from RefSeq and is a predicted model, not a curated record. Gene Ontology annotation, molecular function: microtubule binding; ATP binding; microtubule motor activity. Gene Ontology annotation, biological process: microtubule-based movement; mitotic spindle organization.